Messenger RNA from Brenthis ino (lesser marbled fritillary), 2073 nucleotides. The record is from the annotation of a GenBank genome assembly. NCBI's taxonomy places the organism in Eukaryota, Metazoa, Arthropoda, Insecta, Lepidoptera, Nymphalidae.
AUGGCUGACGUAGUCAAUAGUCUCCUAUUGUUGUUCGAUCGCCCAAAUGAACCAAUGAUUUCUUUGAAAGGCGAAAACAAAGCUUUAUUCCAAUUGACCGAACAGCAUCUGGGAGAGGACUACAGGAGAAAUGGAAUUGAAAUAAACAACCGUUUCGGGAAAGAGGCGAAUGAAGUUAUACCUGUAAAACAAUUGAAGAGAGUGCCCCAGUUUCCAAAGGCGAGGCGGUUGGCGCAAGACUCUGAAUUCUCUAUUCUACUACCAGCCCACCUGGAAAUGGCUGAUGAAGUCAUAGACGAGAUGUUAGCCGUCCCUGAAAACCAACUACAAGACUUCCUUUCAACGUGUGUAUUUGCAAGAUCUAACUUAAAUCCUCAAUUGUUCAACUACUGCUAUUCCGUCGCCUUGAUGCACAGGAAGGACACCAAAAAUGUUCCAAUUCAGAACUUUGCUGAAACAUUUCCUUCAAAGUUCGUAACUUCUCAAGUAUUUGCUAGCGCUCGCGAAAUUGCUGCAGUUGCAGCUCAAGGAGCUCGGCGUACACCAAUUAUAAUUCCGGCAGACUAUACAGCUACCGACCUGGAUGUCGAACAUCGUUUGGCUUAUUGGAGAGAAGACAUCGGAAUAAACCUCCACCACUGGCACUGGCAUCUCGUAUACCCGUUCACUUCUAACCAGCGCGAGAUCGUGGCGAAAGACCGUCGCGGAGAACUGUUCUAUUACAUGCAUCAACAAGUUAUUGCUAGAUACAACGGAGAGCGUCUAAUCAAUCUGCUAGGCAGAACAAAAAAAUUCAGCGACUUUACGGAAGCAGCGCCUGAAGCCUACUUCCCUAAAUUAGACAGUCUGACGACCUCUCGCGGCUGGCCCCCGCGCCAAGCGUUCAUGCGGUGGCAGGACCUUAACCGACCUGAAGAUGGUCUAUUAGUGACCCUAGCUGAUAUGAACCGCUGGAGAAGGAAUAUUGAGGAAGCUAUAGCCACUGGAUUAGUUAGACUGCCUAAUGGAACAACGCAACCUCUUGACAUCGACACUCUGGGCAACAUCGUGGAGGCCAGUAUCCUGUCGCCGAACAGAGAGUAUUACGGCUCUCUACACAACAAUGGACAUAAUUUAGCUGGCUAUCUGCAUGAUCCCACAAACCGCUAUCUUGAAUCAUUUAAUGUGAUAUCAGACGAAGCAACUAACAUGCGUGACCCCUUCUUCUACCGCUGGCACGCUUUCAUUGACGACUUGUUCCAAAAGUUCAAGGAGUCUCCAAACAAUCCUCCCUAUGAAAGAUCUGAGCUAGAGAAUCCAGGAGUUCAGAUAACCUCAGCACAGAUCGAGAGCUCCACCGGCGAUGUGAACACGCUCAACACCUUCUGGAUGCAAAGCGACGUGGACCUGUCGCGGGGACUGGACUUUUCGGACCGCGGCCCGGUGUACGUGCGCUUCACUCACCUCAACCACCGGCCUUUCAGAUAUGUAAUUAACGCCAACAACACGGGCAGCGCACGCCGCGCCACUUGCCGCAUAUUCAUAUCUCCAAAGUUUGACGAGCGCAACUUACCCUGGAUCCUAAACGACCACCGCAAGAUGUUCAUCGAGAUGGACAGAUUUAUCGUACCAUUGAACGCAGGACAAAACACAAUAACCCGUCUAUCAACGCAAUCCGUCUUGACCAUCCCGUUCGAGCAAACUUUCCGCGACCUGUCGGCUCAGGGGAGCAACCCGCGCGCCCCGAGCCUUCAAAGCUUCAACUUCUGCGGCUGCGGCUGGCCACAACACAUGCUGGUUCCGAAGGGUACGGAGGCGGGCAGUCCGUACGACCUGUUUGUGAUGCUAUCCAACUAUGACUUGGACCGUGUAAACAAUCCUGAAGGAAAUCAGUCCGACUGUGUGGAAGCAUCCAGUUUCUGUGGACUUCGGGACAGGCUGUAUCCCGACAGACGUGCCAUGGGCUACCCAUUCGAUCGUCCCUCUAGAACUGCGGCUAACAUCCAAGAUUUUAUACUUCCUAACAUGUCUCUUACUGACAUUACGAUCCGCUUACAAAAUGUCACCGAACAAAAUCCAAGGAACCCUAAGACA